Penicillium verrucosum is the source of this 438-nucleotide messenger RNA. RefSeq lists its product as uncharacterized. The record is from RefSeq and is a predicted model, not a curated record. NCBI's taxonomy places the organism in Eukaryota, Fungi, Ascomycota, Eurotiomycetes, Eurotiales, Aspergillaceae. The transcript has 2 exons. The coding region runs from base 1 to 438 and encodes 145 amino acids.
AUGAAGUUCAACCUGGCUACUAUUCUGGUUGCUACCAUGACUACCACCGUGGCUGCUGCUCCUACUAAGGAUGGAAUGGAGAUCACCGCCCGUGGCAACCACGAUGCGGUUGAUGGCUCCCAUGCCAACUUCAUCAAACUCUGGAAAGAAGACGGGAUGAACCGCUGGCGUUGGGCAUAUGCAGGUGCCUCAUGCGAUGACUUUAAGAAUUCGGUUAAGACUCGUGCUGGUAGUCUGAAUAACUUCCGAUGUCUUGAAAAGGAUGGUAAAUUACUUUUUGAUACUAAUAUGGUUGUGGGACCAGCUGGUGAUAGCUCCAUAAUUACUUCGGUCAAGGCAAUUACUAGACAACCGUGCUGUGAUCUUGGGCUUCCAGACUGGGGGAUGGAUAGGUGCCUGAAGGGAUCUUCUGAUGACGAUGCUGAGAAAAAUUGCUAG